UGCACCUGUUCCUGUCUGUUAUGAAAACUGUGACAUAGAUGCAAUUCCUUUCUCCAAUCAAACAAUGGCUGAUUCUUUGUACCAUGAGGGCAGUAUCAUUAUAGCCUGUAACAUGGGCUACUCUACCGGUAUGGGCAAUCUAACAGAGCUCAUGUGUAAUAACGGGGCCCUUUCUACACCUCUUCCUGUCUGUUAUGAAAACUGUGAUGUAGAUGCAAUUCCUUUCUCAAAUCAAACAUUGGCUGAUUCGUUGGAUCAUGAUGCAAGUAUCGUUAUAGCCUGUAACAUUGGCUACUCUACCAGUACGGGCAUUCUUUUGGAGCUCGAGUGCAAUAACGGGAUCCUUUCUACACCUCUUCCUCUCUGUAAUGAUAUCAACGAAUGUACAUCAGGCAUCGUUGGCUGUGACGUAAACGCCCGGUGUGUGAACAGCAUAGGAAGUUAUGCCUGUGAAUGCCAAGAUGGAUAUGAAGGCGAUGGAUUUUCUUGCAAUGAGCGUAUUUACAUCGAAUAUGGCUCUGGGCUUGACCGGUCACUAGGAUAUUUUCGAUACAGCUUUCUAGCGUGGUUUACUGUAAGACUAGAUACAGGGUUUCCUAUCAGCAAUGGCCAACUAUACACCUACAUAACUUGUACAUCAACGGGCAUGAUACAUUUUUCGAACUACUAUCCACGCAGCUAUCACCUGUUCAAGUACAUCAACCCGUCGUUAUAUAAUCUUUUUGAUAUCUACCGCGAUCCAUCUAUUGCGGCAUUCGGUGCACCGGUCGACCUUAACCGCGGCAAUCCAAAGAUCUAUUAUCAGGUAUACGACAUUAACAGGGGGUACGGAAACUCAGCUGCUCUUCUCGCAGCGGUACAAGAAAGACUUGAGGCAUCUCCGUCCCUUCCAGCAGGGUUAGAGUCCUUCCGGUUCAUCAAUGGAAUCAACUUCAUCUGCAAGAUUACGUGGGAAAAUGUGCAACCUCGGGGAUCAGUGGCAGGACAGGAGACUGUUACCUACCAAGCUAUUCUCUUCACUGACGGAAGAAGAAGUGGUGUUCUGACAAUGUACCAGGGGGGCAGUUUCAACUGGAAUCCACUCUCUAAGUCAGUACCAGCUAGAAUCGGUUUCAGUACCAGGCAUAAUUGGUAUAACGUCUAUGAAGGAAACUCUCUAGCUGUACUGUAUGAAAGCUAUCGUCCUGAUCUUAGAGUUGGCAACACUGGUCUUCUGGGCCGAGACAUCUACCGUCUUGAUUCGAACCCUGACUGGUACAUCAACCCACGCCGAUACUGUCAAGAUUGGUACAGAAAUGAUCUGAGUGAGCCAUCCUGGGCAUUGUGGGCAGAGCCAUGCCCCUGUACUCGCUGGCAGGCCAGGAUUGAUGGAAGGUUUACUCGCUGCAACUACCCUAUCUAUGGCUACGGUUAUGGCUACGCCUAUGGCUACGGUUAUGGCUACGGAUACAGUUACGGCUAUGCGGGUCUUCCUAGUUAUUAUUUCGACAGUAGAGGGACUACCUGUUACCAGCCUCGAUGGCCCAGAUUUGGAGGUGGAUACAGAUGUACCUAUGAGUUCUCUGCUUUGAUCAGGGGCUAUAGAAGUCUUUGGCGGUCCAGCCACUACCAAGCAGUCAUGCCACCGAACGCUAGAUUCUUCUCAUUCUUCUAUUACUCCCUUAGUUACUAUUAUUCAUGGAUUGAGAGAGAUGUCCUACCACGCUUCUACUGUUGCGGACUUGCUGGUGGAAAUUUCUGUAGGCUUUAUGAGCAGCGUCGUCCACGGGCUCACUGCUUCGGUUACAGACGACCAUGGUGGGGAUGGUUUUGGGGUGAUCCGCAUAUCAAUACUCUGGAUGGGAGGAAAUACACCUUCAAUGGCCUUGGUGAAUACAUUACAAUGUCUUACAGUCACGGUGAUCCAUUCGUUUUACAAUCAAGAACUGGCAAGGCUUUUAACAACAGUGAACCCGUUGAACACGGAACAGUCUUCAUAGGGUUCGCUGCUACACAAGAUAUCACGAAGGUUGAGUUCCAGCUGAACGACAACAGGACAGAAAUGAGUAUUCUUGUUAAUGGUUCCUCCAUUAAUAUGACGGAUUUCCUAAAUGAUGGAUAUGUCUCACAGGAUCCAACUUUCAUCUUAUCCUCGGAUAAUGAGACCGAAUCCGAGGAUGAGAUCAAGGUCACGGCUCUCUUUCAACCAGAAGGCUAUUCAAGUACGUCCUUCACAGUGACCUUUAAGAAUGGGAUCUUGGAUAUAGGUGUCAUGGUCCCGCCUGAGUAUUCUGAGAACGCAACAGGGAGGGGUCUGCUUGGUAAUGUCAAUGGAAAUAAAUCGGAUGAUUUUCUUUUACGGAAUGGAACGUUACUUACCGAUCAACCCGGGAGAAAUUUAACAGAAGAAGAAAUAUUCCAAUUUGGACAAUCAUGGAUGAUUACGGAGAACGAGUCGCUGUUUGAAUACGGUGAUAGGGACUGGAGCUACUACAACCCGAGUAACUACACACCAAUGUUCUUAGACGCCCUGCUCGCCCUCGACCCAGACAGGACCAGUGAGGCCCGGGAGACUUGCGGGGAUGACGAAGCGUGCCUCUUCGACUUCCUCGCCGUCAACCCCGAAUUGGGAAUGCAGACGAUGGACACCGGGAACCAACUUGACAACGAUCUUCUAAACCUUGAUAACUUCCCUCCGAAUAUAACAAGUGUGACAGAGCUGACAGAAACAGAUGGACUUCAAGAGGAUGAUGUUCUCUUUGUGCAAGUGGGCGUGAAUCUCACCUUAGAGAUUACUGCACAGGACCCUAACGAUGAUGAUGACGUAUAUUUCACUUUCAACGAUACAACUCCUGAUGGCGCAAAUAUCAGUUCAGAUGGCAUAUUCACCUGGACACCCACUGACCUGAACGUCUCCUCCAUUGAGAUCAUCGCCAUGGACAACCGAGGCGCGGAGACCUCUUUGUCGUACAAGGUCCUCAUCUGCCAAUGCGAGAACAAUGGUGUGUGCGACUUCGAGAGCCAAGCUGAGGGACAGGACUUCAAUGCUAAUGGCUUUGCUGUGGUCACGUGCAACUGCACUGAUGGGUGGUCAGGUGACCACUGUGACGUAGACUAUGAUGCAUGUGAGGGUAGCGGGCCUUGUUAUGAGGGGGUUAUCUGCUACGAUGAGCCCCCGUCCUCGGAGGAAGAAUACAGAUGCGGGCCCUGCCCCCCUCAAUUGACAGGCAACGGGAGUAAUUGCUUCGACUUCAACGAAUGUGCUGAAAAUGACACCAACGAAUGUGACCAGAUUUGUGAAAAUGAAUUAGGUUCCUACACGUGUUCUUGUGAACCAGGCUAUAGACUUGGCCUUGAUCAACGUUCGUGUAAUGAGAUAUUCUGUACUGAAGAAUUGAUGAAUUCCACGGGAUCUGAAAACUGUACUUGCGAUCCAGGCUUUGAACUCAUAAAUGGAUCCUGUAUAGAUUUUAAUGAAUGUCUAGACGGUGUCCACCAGUGCCCGCCUGAUAUAUCUACUUGCAACAACAUACCAGGAGAUUAUAACUGUACUUGCCAUUUAGGAUACGAAAACAUGUCCCCGAAAGAGUGUCAAGAUAUUGAUGAAUGUGAACGUGACUUGGAUAAUUGCAACAGGACUGAAUUCAACUGUGUGAACACACUUGGUAACUUCUCAUGCGUAUGCAAGGAUAAUACAACAGAAAUCAAUGGAGUUUGUCUAGGUGCAUUGACGCUGUCACUCAACGUUCGUUUUUCAUUUAUCAAUGGGCUUAGCACUGUUAGCUACCCGGAGACAAUUGACUCCCAAGAAAAUCAGCAGAAAUUGGCACAAGACGUCCUGCGUUACCUCAAUACGUCUUCAGAACUGAGGGACGACACGUUGCAGGCUGUAUCUGUGCAGAACUACAGCUUGGUAGGAAGCUCUCUUCUGAUUUCCUUCCGGGUUGACCUAAAACCCGACUCGUCACUGACGGAAACUAAUCUGGAGAAUAUUUUCAUGGAACUCCUUCCAAGUUCACUACUUAUUGAACCAGACCAUAAAGUUAUGCCCGAGGAUAUCAAUGAAUGUGAGCUAUCUACGGAUGUAUGUAGUAACGGUACCUGUACAAAUACAGAUGGUAGCUAUUUUUGUACCUGUUCUGAAGGUUUCCAACUCGGAAUCGGGAAUGCUUCUUGCUUAGAUAUCAAUGAGUGUCUCGGGAAUCAUGGAUGCAACCAAACUUGUAUCAACUCACGGGGGAGUUACUCGUGUUCUUGCAAUGCUGGAUUUGAGCUUGAUGAUGAUGGUUUUACAUGCAGUGAUACCAAUGAAUGUAAUGCAACAGACGUGUGUAGUAACGGGAACUGUACAAAUACAUAUGGAAGCUACUAUUGCACUUGUGAUGACGGUUACACUGGAACUGGAAAUGAUUCUUGUAUAGAAAUUGAUGAGUGUGAAUCGAAUCCUUGCAUAAAUGGAGCGACUUGCACAGACGGGGUCAACAUGUAUAGCUGUACCUGCGCACCUGGUUAUACUGGAACUAAUUGCUCAAUGGAAAUAACCAUGCCCACAACCACCACCGCCCCCACCACAGAGGGCCAACCACCUACAAGUGCCAUACAACCCAGCACAACUAUUACAGAAGAUACUAGGCCUACUGAUUUGACUAGUUCUUCAACUGAAAUAACUACGCCCACUGCUGCCACCAACACAGAGGGCACACCACCUACAGCUACCACACAACCCAGUACAAUUAUUACAGAGGAUACUAGUCCUACUGAUUUAACUACUUCUUACUCUACCACUCUUCCAACAACGAUCACUUCAACUGAAAUAGCCACGCCCACAACCACCACUACCACAGAGGGCCAACCACCUACAACUACCAUACAACCCAGCCCAACUAGCACAGAGGAUACUAGUCCUACUGAUUUAACUACUUCUUACUCUACCACUCUUCCAACAACGAUCACUUCAACUGAAAUAGCCACGCCCACAACCACCACUACCACAGAGGGCCAACCACCUACAACUACCAUACAACCCAGCCCAACUAGCACAGAGGAUACUAGUCCUACUGAUUUAACUACUUCUUACUCUACCACUCUUCCAACAACGAUCACUUCAACUGAAAUAACUACCCCCACUGCUGCCACCAACACAGAGGGCACACCACCUACAGCUACCACUCAACCCAGUACAAUUAUUACAGAAGAUACUAGUCCUACUGAUUUAACUACUUCUGAUUCUACCCCUCCAACAACGAUCCCUUCAACUGAAACGUUCGUAAGCAUCAUAAGGAUUGAAAUCACAGCCAACAGACGAGAUGGUGAAGUACUUGUAUUCACAGAGGAACUCAAUGAUCAGUCUACGAAUGCUUUUAUGGAUUUGGAAGAUGUCUUUUGCGGUGCGGUUUCAACGUAUUUGAAUGUAAGCUUGAAUUCAGCUCAGCUCAUCAGUAUCACAUGUGAGGUAGUCUCUUUCCGAAAUGGUAGUGUGAUCGGUGAUCUUCGAAUCGGUCUCGCAGCACCAUCUCAGGAUUCCGCUGAUAGUCUUGCUGAAUCAGCCACAGACCUGUCACCUGCGAAUGAGACAUUACCUUUUCUCGACGAUUCUCUUUACGUCGAAGAGUUAGCCGUAGACAAUACCGAUAGUUGUGGGGACAGCAACCCCUGUAAAAAUGGAGGGAACUGCACGGAUGAAUUCAGCACGUAUAGUUGCACAUGCCCAGAGGAUUACACAGGGAAAGACUGCUCAUCAUUCUCUGGUAGGACUGGUCUUUCACCUGGUGCUCUUGUUGGAAUCAUACUUGGUGCUAUGUCGGGAGCUCUGAUCUUCGUUAUCUGCGCGUGUUCAAUAAUAACCCAAACAGUGCGUCGUAAUCAGGCAAAUAGGAUGAUGGUGGGGAUGCAGAAGCCUAGCAACUAUCACAUCUCAGAGCACCGGCGUAUGUUCGGUGACCGACAGUCGGAUCGUUCAUCAGACGAUUACUCAAUUGAAACUUCUCUCGAUCGUCGACAGCAUGAUAUCGGUAGGGCUGUUGAUCGGAUAAGACAAUACCAAGGCAUGGAUAACCCCGGAAGUGAAAUAGGCUAUAAUCGGAGACCAGGAGGUUUGGAUAACUUUGCUCUACCAUAUGUAGCUGAUGGGGAUAGAAGGAAUGGCAGCGAUGAGAGCCCCGUUGAACGAAACCCAUUACACUACAACUACUUCUAAAGCUCAGCUGUAUGUGAAUUGUGAAAACAGUCCCAGCACUAUAUAUCAUUUUGAUUUGCACCCAACCUAGAAUGUGAUGUGUACAGGAUUGAUUCAUUGAAUACAUUAAUCACUGGAAAAUGGCAACCAGACCUAAAGCCGGGGUAGAAAAUAAUGCGCCUCGGAAAAGAUUAUUAUCCUAUGAUCUAGAAUUGAACAAUGCAAAUGUCCAUUUAUCUUCAUUCUGAUCGAUUUUAUUAGAAAUGUUCAAUAAAUACAUGUAUGUUAUGUUACCUGAAUAUAUCUAAGUAAAUUCAAUCAAACUUGAUAUUAUUGAAUUGUGAUUAUCAUGAAAUAUUCACAUUUUUUUAUUUCAAAAUAUUUUAAAGUAUGUUAUACAAGAAAGGAAACAAUAUUAUACACAGAUGGAGUUUGAAAUAUUUGUAGUUUCAUUAUUAUCAAUUAUUUACAUGACAAAUUUACCAUUUUCAUUUCUAGGGGUUUGUUUAUUUGGAACCUUAAUAGUGCAUGCAUGUGUUAUCCAAAAAAGGGAGUAAACAUUAGGAUGUAUAUAUUUUUUGUUACCUUUUUACUUCAAAAUAUAUUUGCAUUUUAUAAAGAGAAUGAUAAAGAAAUGUCCUUAGAACAACAUAUGAAAAUGUAUAUUUUUUAUUAAUGGUUUGUAAAUCAAUAUCAUUCAAAACAAGUAGACAUAAAUGACUUAAGCCAGGAAGCGUUUCAUCUAAAUCUGUCGUCCAAUGAGUUAUCAGAUCUGAUAAUAUUCCUUGAUUUUGAUUGGCUGAGGAGAACAGCUCCUCUUAAAACUGUCGGAUAAAGACGACAAGUCCUUUCAUGAAACGCCUCUCCGGAGUUAAUAAAUUCCACGAUAAACUAUUCAUUUGUUUUCAUCAAUUAAGAAGUCCAUGCAAAGGGUUCAGAUAUGUGAUAAUAUAUCAUAGUCAUUGUAAAUACUUGUUUUAGUUCCUUAUGACAGAGCAAUUUAUCAUGGCUCUGAAAUCGAAUCUAAAAUGAAUAGUGACAGAUAAG
This is a messenger RNA of Lytechinus variegatus (green sea urchin), 7201 nucleotides long. RefSeq lists its product as uncharacterized. NCBI's taxonomy places the organism in Eukaryota, Metazoa, Echinodermata, Echinoidea, Temnopleuroida, Toxopneustidae. Gene Ontology annotation, molecular function: calcium ion binding. The coding region runs from base 65 to 6175 and encodes 2036 amino acids. The record is from RefSeq and is a predicted model, not a curated record. Gene Ontology annotation, biological process: cell-matrix adhesion. The transcript is spliced from 41 exons.